UCACACCUAAAUAUAUAAACACUGUGUGCUGUUGGUGGAGAGUGACCAGCCAGCGUGAGCCGCAAACAUACCUCACAGGGAUGAGCACUUAUGAAGACUAUGGUGAAGAUGAGCUCGAUAACUACAUCAUCCAGCUCAGUAUUCAAGACUCCUGCCAAGAUGCCUUUCUGAAAUCUGCAGCAAGUUUAGCAGCAGCGACGGAUGAAAAUCUGAGAGUCCUUGCUGCCAUCGAGCAAGGUGAGGUCUUGGUGCUCAGGGAGAUGCUGGGACACACCUUCGCCUUCAGGGAGUCCGACAGUCAUGGCUGGCUUCCCCUCCAUCGAGCCGCAUCCCAGCCAGUCCGGGAGGUUCUGGAGACUGUCUUGAGAUUGGCAGCUCAGGGUUUCAGCCUGGAGGAGAGGACAGCCGUGGGAGGAGAGACCCCACUGACACUGGCAGUUAAAGCCGGACUGGUGCAGAAUGUGAAGAGCCUGUUGGAGCACGGAGCAUCACCUCAUAACACCAACAGCAAAAACGAGUCGCCACUGCUGCUCGCGGUGAGAGCCAGCUCUUAUGAGAUGACGUACUCACUGGUUGCUCAUGGCGCCUGGGUGGAGCAGGUCUGCCGGAAGAAGUGGACGGCGACGCAUGAGGCGGCCAAGUUGGGAAACAGGGAGAUCCUGAUGCUGCUGCUGAGGAACGGCGGCCGGGUAAACCACAAGGAUGUGACGGGAGUGACGCCGCUCGCUGUGGCUGCGGAGCAUGGACACUUCCACAAUACUGAGAUUCUGCUCAACUUUGGUAGCAGAGUGAACUCUCAGGCCUGUAAUGGGGAAAGUGUCCUGUUGGACGCGGCUGGAUCAGGAAACACGGCCUGCAUUCAGCUGCUGCUGGACAACGGAGCCGACCCCAACCUGCCCAGCAUGACCGGACACCUCCCCAUCCACAAGGCAGCGCACGCCGGGCACUACGAUGCUCUAAAGAUGCUGUUACCUCUGACCACUAAGAAGGCCAUCAAGGAGGCAGGUCAGAGCCCGGUCCACUCUGCAGCAGAUGGAGGCCAGAGCCGCUGCCUGGAGCUCCUGUUGGGCUAUGGCCUCGACGUCAACUACUGCAUGAACACCAGAAACUCAGAAAACUACCGGGACAUGAGGAGAAGCGCCUUGUACUUUGCAGUCUCCAAUGGGGACGUGGAUUGCACCAGUGUCCUGUUGGCGGCUGGGGCGAAGACGGACCUGGACCCACUGUGCUGCCUCCUGGUGGCGGUCCGGUCUGGGCACUACGAGAUCGUGAAGCUGCUGCUGGCGGCCAAAGCAGAUGUGAACUGUUACUUCACAGUGGUGAGCAACACCGUGUUUCCCACGGCGCUGCAGUACUGUCUAAAGGACGAGGUGAUGAUGAGGCUGCUGCUCAACAACGGCUACAAUGUGGAGAGAUGCUUUCACUGUCACCAUGACAACGCUUUUGAUAAUGUGGAUGAGAUGGAGAGGAAAAUUCCAUUCUGUGAGUUCAUGAGCCUCUGCUGCAUCGUGCAUCUGUCCGGGAGCGUGGUCCGGAUCCUGCUGGACUACGUCAGCCACGUCCACAUCUGCUCCAAACUCAGACUCAUCUUGGAGAAGCAGACAGAGUGGCCCGAAAUAUGUGACAUCCUCAGCAGUGCUCGCUCCCUCAGACACCUCUGCAGACUGGAGAUCAGGAGGCGUCUGACCCUGAAGAGACUCAACAACCCUGAAAUCAUGAACUCGUGUUUCCCCCCCAGAUUGAAGAACUUCAUACUGUACCAGGAGCUCGACCUCUACAGUCAGGACCCUGAACAUACCAUGUAAAGACAUGUGGAUUUUCUCUGCAAGAGUCCUCCUUGUUUUGAAAGGAUGUAGCUAUUUUAUUAAGCUUUGGUUUGGAUAAGCACAAUACUGUAUUUUUAUAUUUUUGCCCUUUUAUAAGAUAAGACAGCUGAAGAUAGACGAGAAAGGGGGUAGAGAGCGAGAGAAGGGAUGACACGCAGCAAAGGGCCACAGGUUGUAUUUGAAAACCUAUUAUUAAUUAUGUUAAAUUAUUAAUGAUUAUGUUCUUUUACAAUGUAAAUAGUCAGUAUAUGAACUGUCAGGCAAAACAUUUACAAUUCUCUAAACUAAUAGCAUGUUACUGAGCGUCAGUGUUUUGUAGUAAAAAGGCAAAAACAUGCAAAACAAAGCUCUUCUGACUGAAGUGCAAAUUUUAAGCUGACAGUAAAGUCUUAAUAUGGCCAUCAACACACUAAUCAAAAGAGAGGUCAAAGGUCAGAGCUGUAAAUCUGCAGCAGAUGGAGAAAAGGUUAAGCAGCCGUCAGUCAUUUCACUCAUUAUUAUUUCAACAGGUUCUCAUCGAUUUGUUGUCUAACAGCAUUUGAGCUCACGGCGGACGAUCCCCUCUGUAGUUAAAACGUUGUUGCUGUCUGAUGAAUCAUAAUGACACAAUAAAUAUUCAUACAACA
Messenger RNA from Dicentrarchus labrax (European seabass), 2452 nucleotides. Its product is annotated as ankyrin repeat and SOCS box protein 15-like. Gene Ontology annotation, molecular function: protein binding. Gene Ontology annotation, biological process: intracellular signal transduction. The record is from RefSeq and is a predicted model, not a curated record. Gene Ontology annotation, cellular component: cytoplasm. NCBI's taxonomy places the organism in Eukaryota, Metazoa, Chordata, Actinopteri, Moronidae. Bases 81 to 1805 code for a protein of 574 amino acids. The transcript has 10 exons.